Ictidomys tridecemlineatus (thirteen-lined ground squirrel) is the source of this 782-nucleotide messenger RNA. It is a transcript of the gene Mrpl53, whose product is annotated as mitochondrial ribosomal protein L53. Lineage: Eukaryota; Metazoa; Chordata; Mammalia; Rodentia; Sciuridae. Gene Ontology annotation, cellular component: mitochondrial large ribosomal subunit. The record is from RefSeq and is a predicted model, not a curated record.
CAUCACUUCCGCCAGCGCGAGUCCUUCCGGGGAGAAGGUCACCAUGGCGGCGCCCUUGGCUCGGCUUGGGCUGCGAUCCGUCAAGCAGGUUCGGGUUCAAUUUUGCCCCUUCGAGAAAAACGUGGAGUCGACGAGGACCUUUCUCCAAGCCGUGAGCAGCGAGAAGGUCCGCGCCACCAAUCUGAACUGCACGGUUAUUGCAGACGUGAGGCAUGACGGCUCCGAGCCCUGCGUGGACGUGCUAUUCGGAGACGGGCAUCGCCUGAUAAUGCGUGGCGCUCACCUCACUGCUCAGGAAAUGUUCAUCGCUUUCGCUUCCCACGUUCGGGCCAGGAACCCAGCGGGGAGCCGGGACAAACCUGGCGCUGGUACUGAACGGUGACAUCGCGAAAGAAACCAACAAGCAGAUUUUGACUUGGGACAAGGACAUUUAAGCGCGACUUCAUCAUUCAAGUCACUGUCUGGAGGGCCACGGAGCAGGGUGGGAUGGGAGAGCUUUGCCACUACAAUGGUUGGGGGGCAAGAGAAGAUACGGGUGAGAAGAGGUUUAAAUGAACUUGAAUUUUUUUCUUUUUUACCCUCACUCACAGCUUAACCCUUUUUAAUAUGGCUUCUUACAUCACUCAAAAUACUGUUUGUUCUUGUUUACCAAACGUGCUAUUUCCUCAAUCCUCAGCUCUCUAUCUCAUUAGCUUUUUUUCACUCUUAAUUCACCUUCUCAUGGUACCUCUGCCCCUCUUGGAUUUUUCUUUCUUCUUAAACAUAAAGGCAUACUGCUCUCA